UUUAACUUCACUUAACACAAUAUAUAUACACUCUUUUAAUUUCCUCAUUCUCUUAAUUAAACCUCUUUCAUUAAUAACAAUGGGUAGUUUGAAAUCCUUGGUUCUCGCUGCUCUUCUUGUUUCCUCUCUCUUCGUUGUGUCCUCCCAAAGUCGUGUGGCUAGGAAAGAUUUGGGCCUUGACCUAGGUGGGGUGGGCAUUGGGGUUGGAGCUGGAGUUGGCAUUGGACUUGGUGGGAGUGGUUCCGGCGCAGGAUCUGGAUCUGGCUCGGGCUCUGGAUCGAGUUCAAGUUCUAGUUCUAGCUCUAGCUCUAGCUCUUCUUCUUCUGGGUCAGGUUCCGACUCUGGAUCUGAAGCAGGCUCGUAUGCAGGGUCUCGAGCAGGUUCUGGAUCGGGUGGUCGGGGAGGUGAAGGGUCAGGUUAUGGUGGAGGAUAUGGAUCCGGUUAUGGAGGAGGGCAUGGAAAAUAAGAUGUUAUUAUUUUCAAUUAACAAGGUGAUUAUUAAAAGAUAUAUAUAAUUAUGGUAAUUAUGGUUACUAUGUAAUGAAUUAGUAUCUACAAUAUAGAAUGAUCAAUAAGAUUUUCUACAAUGUAUCAUAUUUACAUUCGAGAAAUUAAUGGAACCAUAUUUGUGAUAUAUAAACUCUAUAUAUAUACGAGUGGUAAAGACAUUUGUCAUCUCCA
Molecule: messenger RNA, 681 nt
Organism: Cucumis sativus (cucumber)
Lineage: Eukaryota; Viridiplantae; Streptophyta; Magnoliopsida; Cucurbitales; Cucurbitaceae
Product: glycine-rich cell wall structural protein 2
Exons: 1
Coding region: 80-466 (128 amino acids)
Source: RefSeq, a predicted model, not a curated record